CCUCUUCAGGCCCGUGUGCCCUGCCACGGACGAAGUUUUACAGAUAAGUCCAUGACAACGUUUCAGGCUGUUUCAUGCCACCCAUUGAUAAAACUGGGCAGAAAUAGCAGAGCUGGAAUGGAACUGUUUGUUCUGGGAGUACAUCGUUCCCUCGGGGUGUAGUACUUUUCAGAAUAUACAUUGCACCAUGCUGCUGCUUCCUUCCCAGAUAGAGUCCCCGCUCCCGUGUUGUGCAUGACACUGCCUUUCUCUUUCCUGAGAAUGGCUCUUUGCUCUUUUCUGCAGGGGCAUUGCCUUUACCAGCUCCCUGAUGUGUCCUGGUGUCCCCACAGUGAAGAAAGAUUGCACUUCUCUGCAUUGUAUUCAAAAAAUUUUACUCUUGGUCUAUUCCUUCUCAAAAGGGAAGCAAUGUGUUACAAAAAGUACAGAUGUUUUCAGGGUGUAAGGGGGAAAUGCCAUUGCCAGCACACCAGCAAAAUGGUGUAUAUGCUCAUAAUGUGAGGAAAUUCUUCCAGAUCUGGACAGCCAGGGAGCCCAGAGCUUCAUUGCAUGCUCCAUCAUCUCCUUUUUCACUCCAGAUCCCUAUCCGUUUUCAGGGCUUACAGCCUCAUUCCGUGCCCCACCGCCUCAAUUUUAAGCCAUAACCCCCCAUGCGGAGGGUUCAGAGCUUCAUUUGAAAAAUGCCAAGUCUCACUUCAGGGUCCAAAACCUCAUGCGUAAAACCCAGAGAGUCAUUUCAGGAUUCAGAGUGCCCUCUUUCAGUCCAAAUCCCCAUUUGGAGGAUGAGCACUGAGGGGUCUUGGCUUUGCCAGUGGGAAAAGGGGAGGCUCAGUGCAUGCCCGGAGGGGACCAGGGGAUCCACAAGAGCAGUGGGAGGGCAAUAGAGGAGAGGUGAGCACUGGGCUAUGGAAACACAGAGGGGAGAGCAUGCGACAAGGAGAGAGAUGAGCUUGGCCAUGGGAAGUGGAAGGCACGUGAGCAUACUGGGAGGGAGCAGAGGCUAUGCCAGCAGCUCUAGGAGGGAGCAGAAAGGACGUAAGCAUGCCCGGAAGGUAUGCUUAAGGGACUCCAGCCAUCUGUAAAGGGGAAAGGGAGGAUGGUGGAAUGCUGUGGAAAGGACUGAAAGAGAUGUGCCUGUGAACUGAUAAGGGCGACUCAGUGCUUGCAGCCAGGAUAGUAGAGAAGACAUGAAGACACACUUCAGGGAACGGAGGGGCUCUGUGUGACAGCAAUACAAGAGAUUUGGAGCAGCAAACUUGGGCAUCCUGUACUCCUGGAGGUAUGCAAGGGGUUGCUUCCUUUGGCCACUUUGCCUUGGUAAUGCAUACUUUUAUGAACACAUGUGCCCUUCCCUCUGCCCCAAGGGCCUUACAAAGGGAACAUUGGUACUGCUAGCCCUGGCAACUGGCACCACGUGUCACUUCACAUCAUCAAGAGUCACUAAACCUUUUGUGAUGUCAGAAAGCGCUCAGCAGAACUGGGGCCCCACAAGCACAGCCCCCACAAGCACAGUGUCUGCAGGUGCAGGUGCAGGUGCUGGUGCUGGUGCUGGUAUUGGUACUGGCAGUGUUGGCACUGGUGGUAGUGCCCAGUCCCGACAGAUCAUGGAGAAGAUUCGAAAGUUUUUCUGGAGAUUAAGGAAGACACAGAGAAGGUGCAGUGCUCGCGUGCAUCCCAUGGACUGCACAGAGCAGGAAAGCCAGGGAGAAGGCCCUUUGGAAUAUGAAGUCAAGCAGGCAGAGGGCAGUGCAGAUGGAGUAGCAGCGGCAACUUCUGCCCCGCUCCAUCUCUCCAACAUCGAUGGAGCAGCAGUGGAAACUUCUGCCCCGCUCCGUCUCUCCGACAUAGAUGGAGUAGCAGUGGAAACUUCUGCCCCGCUCCGUCUCUCCGACAUAGAUGGAGUAGCAGUGGAAACUUCUGCCCCUCUCAGUCUCACCAAGACGUUUGAAAGUCACUCAAGCUCAGCAAACGAUGCUGAGCAGGGAUUUAAGAAACAAUUUGAGCCCUCCUGCGUAGAAAACCUCUCUGGGAACAUCCCUGAGUUGCCAAAGAGCAAGAAGACCUUGCCUCAGCAGCAGAAGAAAUCCAAUAGGAGACCUCACAGGCAAAAGAGACAACUGGAGCAAUGGGAAGAAAUGCUUGAGGAAAAGACAUUGCUUUUAGAAGCAAGAGAAAAAGCAUUUUUCCAGGCCCAGAGGCAGGCAGAGAAACGUCAUGCUUCACACCUUGCAAAAAAAACUGCAGAGUGGGAAGUUCUGCAGGAACAAGUGGCCCAGCUCCAACGUGAAAACCUUUCACUGUGUCAGCAGCUGGAAGAUGCUCAGAACACCAACCAGAGAACAGUCGGACAGCUCCAACAAGAACUUGCUGAGGCUGUUGGAAAGCAGCACGUCACAGAAGCAUCCCUGAAAACUUCUGCCGACUUACAUGACUCACUGAAGAAAGAAAACUCCAAGUUGCAAGAGGAUGUGGACAAGGCUAAUGCCAAGGUGUGUGACCUUUCUGCACGGCUGGAGUUGGAGUACUCAAAGUUGCUGGUGCAAAAAAGGGCAAAUGAGGAGCUGCGAGUGAAGGAGGCUGUUCUCAAGCAGCGCUUAGAGGUUGUAUUGGAGGAUUAUAAAAUAGCAGCGUGGAUUGAAAAGAGGCGUGAAGAAAAAAUGCAAGAGAAACUUGCCGACAGUUGCAGAAAGCAGUCGGUUUCAGAAAUGUCUCUGAAGCGUUCUGAAAAUCACUGCCGUAACCUGCAAAACGACGUCUUGAUACUGAAGGAAAGCUUGGACAAGGCCAAUGUCAAGGUGUUUGAACUUUCCAUACAGCUGGAGAUGGAACGGCAAAACUCACUGCAGCUAGAAAUGACAAAUCGGGCGCUGCAAGACCUGGUUCACCAACAUCGCCCACAGGCCACUGCAGCGGGCUGCAGCCCAUUCUCAGAGACUGGAAGGUGGCAUGAAGAAAGAGCCCCAGAAGAAAUGGGGCAGAAGCAAGAGCCCAGCCUCUUUUUCCCGGCAGCCUCUCAAAGCAGGCUAGAGGAGAUCAAUGCCAAAGAGGCAAUGUUUAGAAGGCAACAGAGGCAGAGAAUUGCAGCUCUGACAUCAGAAAUGGAGAGAGCCCAAAGCAUGCAUCAGGAGAGCUUGCGGCAAAUAGCACACUGGCAGGCAGAGCUAGACCUCUCAGAAAAACUGUUCCUGGUGGGUGAGGACAUUAGAAGAAGCCUUGCAAAUAAAUAAGACAAUAGGAAAGAAUUAUUAUUACUAUGAGACAGAAGUAAUCCAUUCAGUCUCACUCAUGACGGCGCUUCUUCAAUUUGAGUUUUCACUGGGAGGAGAGAAAUAGUCCUACGACCUUGUGGGAGAAGGCCUAUAAAUACAGCACAGUCUGGAAGCGUGAGAAGCAGAGCAUCUGGCUAAGAAACUCAGAUGCCUACUUCCCUAAAUCCACGAUCCUACUGGCCUGCUAAUGUAGCGUAAGACCUGUGACAACGUGAGCAACAGCAGUUCUCGCACGCUUCUGCUUUUUUCGCAAAACUAAUGAGAGGCCAGCAGAAACCAAGGACAAAGGCCUCAGGAUGACCCACAAAGAAAUUUCUCCAUCGUGAGGCCAAUGACUCUGGGCAACACCAAGAGAAAACAGAGAGGAGGACCUACAUGUAAGCAGCUUUACGUUCUGUUCUUCAGUGGCCAGGUCUUUCAGAGGUGGGAUUAUUCCCCAUCUGUAGGCUAUGGAAUUUCCUUUGCCACUUUCAGAAAGCUAGCGGCCCGAUAGUCAAGCAUGAAAAAUCUUGCUUUGUCUGCGUUCCUGUCUUCCUUUGUUUCCCUGCUGGUGGCCUCAAAUCUCUCCAGAUCUUUGCACUCUCCUAUCGCGCCCUAUAGUUUUCCAUUGAGUCUUUGCGCUCCAUCUGCCGUUCAACUAACAUCAGCCCUCGUGUUUCCUCUCCCAGUCACUGGUGAACAUGAAGUCAGGCCUGCUGGGACUUCUCCUCAGAACACUCAAGAAGGAUCUUCCACAAAAAUGAAUGAAGUCUCGGAUGCCACGUUCAAGGCAACAGAGUCAUACAACAAUGCUUUAAGCAAAACUUUUAGAACUGAAAUAAAUACAUAUAAUACAUAUUGUGAAAGGGGUUUACUCAUUUUUAAGCCACAACCCUCCAUGCUGAUGGUUCAAGGUUUCAUCUGAAAGAUGCAGAGUCUCAUUUCAGGGUUCCAAAACCUCAUUUUUAGGAUAACUGAUAAUUCCUUAGUUUUAGUAAUUGCUUUCUUGGUUGCCGUUUGUUCCAGUUUCUGCCUCAGCCACGGUCCCAAGGAGACUUUUGCUUGAGAGUGAGGCUGAGCGUAGCUCCUCUCCUUGGUGGCUCCUUGUGACAGUUUGUUUCCAGCCCACCACCUUCCUCUUCUUGCCCGGCCGUUACACUCAAGGCCGCCUUCCAGCAUAUAAUGAGCACAGUCCUGGUUACAUUCAAGGCCUAAGGUGGCACUAAGAUAGAUAGCGACCACAACACUGGCCAGCCCCUGACUCGAAGUGUUUCUGAUGCAGUGUAGGCAGAGCCAGAAGGGACAGGUAAUCUCCCUGCACGUACAGAGGCAGCCUGUAAAUAGCACAAGCAAGCAUUACCUGUACACGGGGCAUGAUGUGGCAGUUGGCGUGCCAGUUGGUUACCUCUCUAGCCUGCAGGGAGGUGAGCAUCCUGCAGGCUAGAGAGGUAAAUUCAGUGGGUGAUUAUCACCCACUAUGUACGGGGUCAUUAUCCUCUAAGUCCAGAAUUCUCAUCCUCCCAGAGUAGAGACCCCACUCGCGAGACCCACGCCAUAGAGAGUCAGGGCACCUGAACAAAUCAGAAAGCAUGCAGAAACGCAGACUGAAUUCCAAGGCAGACACAUGGUGGCUGUUCAGUCCUCUGCACAGAGUUCCUGAGCCUUUCAUUUGCAUCCUGUGACAGCAGUGAGGAGAGCUGUAUGAAGCGCAAGCAGGCAGAUGAUUUGCUCAGCCUGCUUGUGAGGUUACAUGAUGAAAUAAAUGGGUUUGAAAGUGUCAAAGGGGGCUAAAAAGAGAGGAGCAGAGGAACCACACUCUGCCCUGGACUUACAAUGCCUGUGCUCCAUCUCUGUUCCGUAAGGAUAUUGGGGGCUUACUGAAAGAAUGCAAACAUUUUAUUUGGUUACAUCAAGCAAGGGCCCAGGACCAGCACAAGUCUAAGAAUCAUAGCCCAAACACUUAGAGAUACAAGCCCAAUAGCUGAGGAGUUUCUUUUCUCAUGGCAACUGACCAUCUUUGGGGAACCACUUUCUGCAGUACUGAUCCUCUGCUCAUUUUCAGGUCCUGCAGUAUACAUCAUAUUUAAUCUUCGUUGCCAGAAUUGUUCCCCCUAUGCAUUCUUCAAAUUUUUGGUCCAUUUCUUCAUUCUGAACUUCAGAGAAGAGGUCUCUCCAGCUUCCAACAACCCCUGUGUGCAACAAGAAGUAACAAGGAUUGAAGGUGGCUGCUCCUGAAAGAGGGCAGUACAUAGGCAGCGGUGGGGCCGACUCACGGCACAUGUGAGAUUGGAUAAGUCUGAUUUAUGUCUCUGAGAGGCCUGAUUGCCUAGAAGAGGCAAAGUAGCAAAAUGUCAUGGUUUUAUGGGUUUUUUUUUUUU
This is a messenger RNA of Phasianus colchicus (ring-necked pheasant), 5626 nucleotides long. Lineage: Eukaryota; Metazoa; Chordata; Aves; Galliformes; Phasianidae. The record is from RefSeq and is a predicted model, not a curated record.